AUUAAAAAAACAAAAAUGCCUUUUUUUUCCUUUCUUUCUUUAGUUCGAGAUCGUAUGAGGACAAAAAUGGAGAGAGAUAUAUUGGCAGAAGUAAAACAUCCUUUUAUUGUAAAAUUACAUUAUGCAUUUCAGACAGAAGGUAAACUUUAUUUAAUUUUGGAUUUCCUGAAAGGAGGAGAUCUUUUCUCUCGUCUUAGUAAAGAGUUUAUGUUUACAGAAGAUGAUGUAAAGUUUUAUUUGGCAGAAUUAGCUCUAGCCUUGGACCACUUACAUAGAUUAGGUAUAAUUUAUCGUGAUCUCAAACCUGAAAAUAUUCUUUUAGAUGUUGAUGGUCAUAUUAGUUUAACAGAUUUUGGCUUAAGUAAAGAAGCUUUAAAUGACCAAAAAACAUAUUCAUUCUGUGGAACAGUAGAAUAUAUGGCUCCUGAAGUAAUUAAUCGUAAAGGCCAUUCUAUGGCUGCAGAUUGGUGGUCAUUUGGAGUUUUAAUGUUUGAAAUGUUAACUGGUGCCCUACCAUUUCAAGGAAUUGAUAGGAAAGAUACCAUGAUGCAAAUAUUAAAAGCUAAACUGGGAAUGCCACAAUUUCUUAGUCCAGAAGCUCAAAGCCUAUUGAGAGCAUUAUUUAAAAGAAAUCCAGCAAACAGAUUAGGUUCAGGACCAAAUGGCAUUGGUGAUAUUAAAGCUCAUGAAUUCUUUGCGACCAUUGAUUUUGUAGCAUUUGAAACUUGCAAUUUUGCAUUCAAUGUAUGUAUUUAUUAUUUAAAAAAUAAACAAGUAGAUUCUCCUGGUGUUCCACCGAGUGCCAAUGCACAUGAGCUAUUCAGAGGUUUUAGCUUUGUUUCUUCUACAUUCUAUGAAGACACAACUGUAAAAAAUAAUGAAAACAUUAUUAAACAAGUUGAUAAUAAACAAGUCUACAAAAGUUCCAUUCUUUCUGAUUAUGAAUUUAAAGAAGUUUUAGGUUUUGGUUCCUACUCAGUAUGUAAAAGAUGCAUUCAUAAGGAAACAAAUAAAGAAUUUGCUGUUAAAAUAAUUGAUAAAUCUAUACGAGACUGUCAAGAAGAAAUAGAGAUUCUUCUAAGAUAUGGCCAUCAUCAAAACAUUGUUACUUUAUAUGAUGUUUAUGAAGAUGCAAAUUCAAUUUACUUAAUUAUGGAAUUACUCAGAGGGGGCGAACUACUUGACAAAAUACUUAGUCAGAGAUAUUUCAGCGAAAAAGAAGCAAGUGCUAUACUUGAAGUUAUUGCAAGGACUGUUAAAUAUCUUCAUGAUAAUGGGGUAGUGCACAGAGACUUAAAACCUUCCAACAUCAUGUAUGCUGAUAAAACUGACAAUCCUUCUUCUUUAAUUAUAUGUGAUUUUGGAUUUGCCAAACAGAUAAGAGCAGAAAAUGGACUACUGAUGACACCAUGCUAUACAGCAAAUUUUGUAGCACCAGAAGUGCUGAAACAACAGGGUUAUGAUGAAGCUUGUGAUAUAUGGAGUAUGGGUGUGCUUUUGUAUACAAUGCUUGCUGGACAUACACCAUUUGCAAAUGGUCCAAAUGAUACACCAAGUGAUAUUUUAGCUCGAAUUGAACAAGGGAGGUUUGAUACAUUUUCAUCAAACUGGAUAACUAUUUCUGCUAGUGCUAAACAUUUAGUACAAAUGAUGCUACAUAUUGAUCCUAAGAAACGAUACAAAAUCACAGAUAUUCUUAAUCAUUCAUGGAUAACUAAUCGAAACAUGCUUCCCUCUAACAAUCUGUUUCAUCAGGAUCUUCAUAUAGUCAAGGGUGCAAUGGCAGCAACAUUCCGUGCUAUCAAUAAUUUUCCUAAGCCACCAAAUCUAGAACCAGUUGGAGCUUCUGAGCUUGCGCGCCGCCGUGCCAGAACUAAACCAAAGUCUUCCACUGAAGUGUAAAAGUGCCAUUUAUUAUUUAUUUUUGCAAAGAAGAUGAGAUCAAUUGGUGCAAACCAAUUAUGCAGAUCAGAUGCAUUAUCAAUAUCAGGACAUUCUCACUCAUAAAAGAAUAUGUAAUAUAUAUAUGCAUUUUUUUUUUUUCAUAUUUUGAAAAUGGGGGAAUCAAUCGAAUAUUGAUUAUGACAUUUCAUCAUUUGUUCAUUUUAAUUUUUGUUAGGAACGAACCUCAUAUAAAGCAUUUAUGUGUCUAGUUUCUAAGAACACAACUUAUUGCAUUUGAAUGUAAAGAUGAUACGGAGUUCUGAGACGAUAAUCUUGGCAUUUUUUUGACGAGAAGUUGAUAUUCUGUACAUAAGUUAUUGAAGAAAUUCCAUUCAAAAUUGUAGCUUGUAAAUUGUACUCUAGUCUCAUUUAAAUAAGUUUAAUACAUAUGCAUAUAUUGCAUUUUCAACCUGGUAAAUAUGCAAAUAUUGAUCAUUUGCACCCCCAUUUCAGCCAGGAUCAACAUUGAGAAUAUUUACCAUUUCUGUCCAAAUACAUAAAUUGUUAAUUAGCCCUCACUGAUUGUGAUAAUUUAUGAACUACCUGCAGUGCUUUAUAAAAGUAUUGUUAAAUAUCAAGUGCCUUAAAUAUUUAAUCCGUCAGAAAUUUAAAAUUAGAAUUUUAUACAUUCCUUAUAAUAUUGUUAAAAACAAGAAUUAUUUGUAUAGAUUCAUUUGUAGAGAGAAAUUUACACUAUUAUAUAUAUAUAUAAAACAGCAAGUUUGUAAACCUGAAAAGUACAAAUGUGUUAUACUUAAUAUACUUUUAUAUAUGUAUAUUAGCAAUAAUGAAUAAAAUUAUUAAAUUUAAAAAAAGAAAUUAUUUCAUGCAAAAUAUUAAAAUUUAC
This is a messenger RNA of Centruroides sculpturatus (bark scorpion), 2791 nucleotides long. Its product is annotated as ribosomal protein S6 kinase alpha-1-like. The coding region runs from base 16 to 1902 and encodes 628 amino acids. Lineage: Eukaryota; Metazoa; Arthropoda; Arachnida; Scorpiones; Buthidae. The record is from RefSeq and is a predicted model, not a curated record. The transcript has 15 exons. Gene Ontology annotation, biological process: intracellular signal transduction; protein phosphorylation. Gene Ontology annotation, molecular function: ATP binding; ribosomal protein S6 kinase activity; magnesium ion binding.